CCCAGUUCCAAUAUCUCAUCCUUCCUAUCCCUUAACAACAAGACAUGGAUUCCCUUUCUUCUUCUUCCGAGGAAAGAGAGAGUUUAAUUAGUUACAGAAGGGUGGCCUCCGAGGUGUUUGCAAGAGCGAUUGGUAUCACUCUCACUUUUGUCGUCGUACUCGUUGGAUCAAUUGCAGGGGCCAUCACCGGAGCUCUGACAGGCUUUGCCGGCUCUGAGAGUGGUCUUGUGCGAAGCUCUGGAAUUGGAGCCAUUUCAGGUGCUGUCUUCUCCAUUGAAGUGGUCCAAUCCUCUCUUGACUUGUGGAACUCCAGGGAAUCAGGCAUUUGGACCUUUCUCUAUCUGCUCGACAUAGUCUCUAGCCUCGCGAGAGGAAGACUAGUUACGGAAAAGGUUGGACCAGCAGUGCGGAGUGCAAUCCAGAGUCAUACAAGAGCUCUGAGUUUCGAUAGUCUCGAUUUGUUUGAGUCUGGUGGCACAAUAAUGGGCUUGUCUCUCGAAGAGGUUGAGAAGUUGCCCAAGUGUAAAACUAGUGCCAAAGACAGUGUCGAUGCAUCAGGGGAGAAGAUUAGUUGCUCAGUGUGUCUGCAGGAACUGGAAGUGGGAGAAUUGGCUAGGAGAUUGCCAAGAUGUCAACACAUGUUCCAUCUGCCAUGCAUCGACAGUUGGCUCAUAAGGCAUGCCUCUUGUCCCUUGUGCAGAAGGGAUAUUGGAAGGUUUUGAUGUCGCUGAAACUAUUAUCUUUUUUUUUUCUUGAAAAAAUUGGAAAAAAGGUAUGUUCAGUUUUUUGUUUUUUCUAGAUUCUUGUGUUCUCGAAAGAAAGAAAGAAAGAAAGAAAGAAAGAAAAAUUCCUUUGGAAAGUGAAAUGUAAGUUUGAAGCUCGAGCAACAGCAGUACCAGCCCUGAAUUGUUAAAUAGAAUGCUU
Zingiber officinale is the source of this 924-nucleotide messenger RNA. Its product is annotated as NEP1-interacting protein 2-like. Bases 45 to 722 code for a protein of 225 amino acids. The record is from RefSeq and is a predicted model, not a curated record. The transcript is spliced from 5 exons. NCBI's taxonomy places the organism in Eukaryota, Viridiplantae, Streptophyta, Magnoliopsida, Zingiberales, Zingiberaceae.